AGCAAAUGGCGUAUGACAAAAGUUUCCGUACUAAGUCUUGUUGGGUGUUUUGUGUUGACAUUAAGCUUUGAUAAGUUUCUAUUUUGUUGAAAAUGUCAAAAACAUGACAGAAACUCUGCGUAGACAGUCAACCACUGUCUUGUGGAACGUGCCAGUUUUGCUGGUAGUUCUUAUUAGCCAAGGGUGGUCUGAAGUAUAUCUGGAUGAGUUCACCCCUGUGCUGAACUGUUCUGAGGUCAUACAAAACUGUUUCCCAUGCCAGGCAGGACAGUAUGCAAAUAACACCGUGACAUGUUGUGGAUGCUGCAAUCGACAGCCAGGUUUUUGCUGUGAGGCCUCCUGCUGUAGUAAAUGUGAACCUGGAUACUACCAGAACACAACCGAAGCCUCGAGUUGUACCCCUUGUGAAGAGGGUACUUAUUCUGAAAAUGCUGGUGAGACAACAUGUUAUGACUGUUCACCUGGCUGGUUCAGCAAUCAGACAGGAGCUUCAUCCUGUGAAAAGUGUGAUGCAGGCACCCAUGCCCGAAAGCCCGCUCCCUGA
Messenger RNA from Liolophura sinensis, 544 nucleotides. Its product is annotated as signal peptide, CUB and EGF-like domain-containing protein 1. The transcript is spliced from 5 exons. NCBI's taxonomy places the organism in Eukaryota, Metazoa, Mollusca, Polyplacophora, Chitonida, Chitonidae. The record is from RefSeq and is a predicted model, not a curated record. Bases 104 to 544 code for a protein of 146 amino acids.